This is a messenger RNA of Apis laboriosa (Himalayan honeybee), 4356 nucleotides long. RefSeq lists its product as uncharacterized. The transcript is spliced from 8 exons. NCBI's taxonomy places the organism in Eukaryota, Metazoa, Arthropoda, Insecta, Hymenoptera, Apidae. The coding region runs from base 95 to 4087 and encodes 1330 amino acids. The record is from RefSeq and is a predicted model, not a curated record.
UGUUUGGUAGCAUAGUUUCGACGACCAAUCUAAUAGGAUUAUCAUCAAAUAGAAGCUAACAGUCACAAAGAAGAGAUCAAACUAAACUAAAGCUAUGCGACUAAUUUUUAUCAUUUUAAUUUUCUUUUCGGGAACAGUACUCUCAAGAUAUUACGAAAAGAGACGUUUCGAUCGUUCCGUAUAUGAUGACUUUGAAAUAUCAAAUACUCGUAAAUUCGCAAUAAAUAAACAAUGGACAUUUACUGAUUACAAAACGCAUUUUAAAGCAUAUAAAGAUAAAAAAGAAAAUAAAUGUUAUAUAGAGAAAUUUAAAGAUAAAGAGGAACUUUCAGAAAAUAAAAUCAAACAAGGAUAUAAAACUUUUUAUAUUUCGAAUGAAUUUUUAACAAAAUUAAAGGCAUGGCAACUUGCAGGAGAAAGAAUAGUUGAUUUUUGUAAUAAACGUAAAAUUAUUUUAAUAGAAAGAACUGCAUCUAUAUUAGAUCCAACAAAUAUUCACUAUUUUAAUUCACUUUCUUAUGAAAAAUAUUUAUUUCAACCAUCUUUGAUAAAACGUGCCAAAAGACAAGUUGUAUUUGAAAAAAAACAAAAAUUUAAUAAGAAAUUUAAAAAAAAUCGUUUACGUCGUCAAAUACAACAAUCUCCAGGCAAAUUUCAAGGGCAAACGCAAUCUCAGUAUUUAAAUAUUGGUAAUAAUAAUAAAGAAGAAGGUAAAGCUGAAGCUGAAGCUACUCAACAAUCUUCACGCGCGGUUGUUAGCGGAAAAUAUGGUAUGGGUCAAGCACAAAGUAUGUCAUUAGGUAAUAUUGGAUGUGAAGAUUGUCAAAAAUAUUCUGAUGAAAAUGCUCCAGACAGAUAUGUUCAAAUUCCAGCAAUCAAACAAUCAAAGGAUACUAUUGUUCAUCCUAGUAAAAUUAUUCCAGGAAUAAGCACUAUUUAUUCUGAUAGAAUAUCUGCUAGAGGUCAUAUACCUUACUUUAACAAUAUACAUGGUACCAAUGGUGUGACAACCUAUCCUGGUAGUGUAGGUGGUACAACAAAUAGUAGAAUAAUUUAUCCUGAAGGUGGAAGUAUAACUUAUCCUGUAGGUGUAUCUGAUACUAUAACAGGUGAUGAUGUAACUCAUCCUGGAAGUAUAUCUAGUACUAAAACUGUUGGUGAUAUAGCUUAUCCUAGAGUUUAUCCUGGAAGUGUGCUUGGUACUACAAUUGGUGGUAACAUAGUUUAUCCUCAAGGAAUACCUGGUACUACAAUUGAUACUCAUUUAACUUAUCCUGGAAGUAUACCUCAUACUGCUAUUGGUAGUAGUAUAGCUUAUGCUGGAGAUACAUCUAGUACUACAGCUAGAGAUAAUGUAGCACAUCCUGGAAGUAUACCUGGUACUACAGCUAGUAAUAGUGCAGUUUAUCCUGGAAAUAUACUUAGUACUGCAACUAACGGUGAUGCAACUUAUCGCAAAGAUAUAGCUGGUAUUACUGGUGACAUAGCUUAUCCUAGAGAUAUACCUGGUACUAUAACUAGUGUAGUAUAUCCUAGUGAUAUAUCUGAUACUACAACUGAUAGUGGUAUAAUUUAUCGUGGAAAUGUACCUAAUACUAUUAUUAAUAGUGGUAUAGUUUAUCCUAGUGGUAUAUCUAGUACUAUAGCUAGAGAUGCAACAGCUUAUAGAAAUAUACCUGGAUCUACAAUUGGAAGUGAUGUUCAUCCUCAAGGUUUAUCUGAUGCUACAAUUGAUGAUGGUAUUACUUACCCUAGUGUUGGUGAUAGAAUUGCACCUAGUACUACAACUAGUGACAGUAUAGCUGGUAGUAUACCUGGCACUGUAGCUAAUGAUGGUCAUAGUCAAAUUAUAACAAAUUCAAAAGCAAUUGCAGAUGCCAAAAUUUAUCCUAUUGGACAAAUAUCUUCAAAACAAUUCUUUGGUAAAAAAUCUUACUUUAUUAAUAGAGAUAAUAAAAUAGAAGGGAAUAUAUAUCAUAAUAUUGGUUCAUUAGGAACUUCACCUGGUCAUACUGCACAUGGAACUACAGAUAUUAGAGUUCCAAGUGGUGAAGCUACUUAUUCUGGAGAUAUUCCAAAAACUACAGGACAUUUUAUAAUAGGUGAUCAAACAAAAAUUAGUGCUGAUGAUAGACUUCAAGGAUCUGAUCGAAAAAUUAAAACUGAUCAAUCAGGAAUUUCUUAUCCCCAUGGCAUUGUAAAAAUUCAAGCUCCUGAAGCAGGAAAAUAUCCCAAUAGUCAAGUAAUACCAGGUUAUCCAAUGCAAGAGCAAUAUCCUAGGAUAUGGCAUGAUAAUAGAGGAAUUUUAACUAUAGGUCAAAUUGAUAAUAGACAAAAUAUAGAACAAUAUCCAAAUGAAAAACAAGGUAUUAAACAAUAUCCUAUUAUACAAUAUCCAUUAAUUGGAGAAUUCCUAUCGAAUAUUAAAAAAGUUCCUCAAUAUUAUCAACAAUCUAAUACUGGUUUACAUAUAGAAAAUGAUAAUUCUAAUUCUCAAGCAUCUAGUUCCGUAAAACAAACAGAUUUAGGAACUCAAGCAAGUGCAUCUGCUCAAGGAAAAUUUGGACAAGGUACAGCUCAAUCUCAAGUAACAGGUACUUAUAGCGGUUCUGGAUCAUUUUCAGCUCAAGCUGGUAGUACUGAUAUUAAUAAAAGUGCACAAACAGAAAUUAAUGGUGAUAAAGAAGGUGCUGUAAGUAAUGCUCAAGCACAUGGUGGUUAUGGAAAAAGUCAAGCACAAGUACAAUUAAAUUCAGAAUUAGGUGCUACAACAACAGGUGCACAAAGCAGUGGUUGGAAUCAUGGUACAAAUUCUCAAGUACAAGCAAGUUCAAAAGGUGGAAUGGCGGAUGCUCAAGCAAACGGUGAAGGAAGUACUUCAAGUCAAGCUCAAAUUGGUUUCCAACCAUAUCUUAAGACAGAUGAAAAAAUUGAAAAAUAUUUAAAACCGUUUCACGGAGGUGGAACAGCUUCCGCUCAAAGUGGAACAUAUACAGGGCAAUCUCAAUCUCAACUUGAAGGAUCUUUUCAAUAUGGAAUUACUUAUACUGGUGCUGCACAAGCAGGAUCAGGAUCUGGUGCAGCAGCUUCUAGAAAACCAUUUAAUUUUAAUCUUACAAAUACUGAAUUAUUUAAACCAUCUUAUGGACAAUCAUUUAAACCAUCUUAUGGACAAAUUGUAUCAAAAAAUAAUAGUAAAAUAUCAAAUAUAUCAUUAAAUACAGAUUACAAAUAUAAUCAAGACAAACUUCAAAGUUUGCAGACUAGUUCUAGUUCUCAAAGAAAAGUUAUUAUUAAUUUAACAAAUGUUAGUUCACCAAACAUUGUAAGCAAACCAAAUCAAUCUACUGAAAAAUCACAAAUAGAUGAUACAAUAUAUGAUGAUUAUGAAGAAGAAUAUGAUGGUGAAGAUUAUAAUAUCUCACCAAUACAAACUUCAAGUCCAAAAAUUUCACAAAUUUAUACUGCAGAACAAAAUAAUAGUAAUCAUCAAUCACAAGCAAUACAAGUUGCAUCUAAAAAUCAAUACAAUUUUCAUAUGAAACAAAAUACAAAUACAGCACAAGUUGGAAAUAUAUUUCAACCUGGACAAUCAUUAUCAGGAUAUACUAUACCACCAGGUUUUCGUGGCAAACUAACAUCUAUAGCUGGUAGUGAAACUAUUGCUCAUGGCAAUGGAAAAUCUCAAUCUCAAACAGUUUCUUUAAUUCCAAAGGAAUCAAAUGUGAUUUAUAAAAUUAAAUCACCUAUUUCAGAAAUCAGAUCUCUUAAAACUAAUCAUGAAAAAUUAAUAGAAAGUUAUAAUUCAUCUAAAGAAAACCAAAAACAUCAAAGUUCUACAGAAUAUACAAAAGUUACUCCUAAUAUAUCAAUAAAACCAAGUUAUUAUACAAUUACAAAUAGUGUAGCUGGUAAAAUGGAUGAUAAAAAUUCACAGAGAAAAUAUGAACAUCGUUAUUAUACUAAAAGUUCAACUUGUGGAUAUUUUACAUUCUCUUGUAAUAUUGUGUAUGGUUCUAAUGGUAGAACAAAAAUUUGCAAGCCAAAAAUGCCAACAUAUCCUGAUGGUACACCUAUGAAAUGUUAGGUCAAUAAUGAUCAUUAACUUUGAAAAUUUUUAUAUUAUUUACAAAAACUUAAUUUUAUUUAUAGAUUAUUUCAUAUUUUAUUAAUAUUAGAAAUAUUUUUUUAUUACAACUUAGAUUAUUCUUCUUGUUUAUCUUUGCAUCAAUAUUUAUGAUCAUUCAUAUAUCUUAUGAAUGUAACCAUAUUCUUACUAUUUCUUUUACAUAUACACAUAUUACAUAUCAUUUUUUAUUGAGGUACUUGUAUUGAGAGUAUAUUAUAAAAAUUUAA